GGGGGCGGGGUUGAAGCACAGCUGACAUCUUCAGACCACCGACCUGACUUGCAGAAGGAUGGUGCGGGUCAAGUGGGCAGGUAACGGUUAACUUCUCCGCAAGUGAAAGAAAUACGUUAAACUACACAGAGCUAGGAAACGCAGGCAGAAUUUCCUGAGCCCAAACAAGUUGCAUUAACUGGGAUUAUUACUUGGCAGCGAGAGGAAAGAAAUUAAAAAAUAUGUAGGAGCUGCGCGUAUAAAUCCACAAGAUUCCUGUGAGGGGCAGAUCGUCGGAGGGAGGAUUGAACCAAAGUGCGACUUGAGGAGCAGCUUAUUCAUGCAAAUUCGUAAAAUCAUAGGCGUGCCUUUGGGCGAUGGAGUCACAGCCGGAAAAACAAACCCCCUCCUGGAUCAUCAGCGACCUUCAAAGACUGUGAUGCGCAGCGCUCGGACGCAUUGACAGCGGCACCGGGGCAAAUGUUUUAAAAGCUCAGAGAAAAGAGAAGAGAAAGUUAGGGCUUGUUUUUCUGCACGCUCGUGUUGACUGGCUGCACUUCUUCCUCAACACAACCACCAGCUCGACAGCUGCGCCACUGGACCUCCAACCACAGGCUUUACUGAGCGAACUGUAACGCACUGCCGCGAAUAUCACUGUUUGCCUUGGUUAUUUCAUAGUUGUUGUUUUUUUUUUUUUUACAUUUAUAUAUAUUUGUUUACAGUCAAUACAGGCGAUUUCAGAUACUGAGAUUCCUCAUGCGGAUGUAGUGGCCGCCCUACUUUAUUGAAUUUGUGCGUAAAGACGCCACCACUGAUUUGUUCCUUUUCUGAGAAAAAACGAUUUAAUUUUUAAUUUUUAUUUAAAUCGCGGUGGACUUUUCUCGCAGCACCAUGUCAGAAGAGGACAGUAGCUCCACCACCAGCUAUAUGUCUGACACAGAAGGCAGCAACGUUAGCGUCCUCAACUGGGAGCAAGUGCAGCGGCUGGACGCCAUCCUGACGGAGACCAUCCCGAUUCACGGCCGCGGAAACUUCCCCACUCUGGAGAUGCAGCCGCGGCAGAUCGUCAAAGUGGUGCGCAGUCGGAUGGAGGAGAAACAGAUCCACGUCCGGGACGUUCGGUUAAACGGCUCUGCAGCCAGCCACAUCCUGCACGGGGACAGCGGACUGGGCUAUAAGGACCUUGACCUAAUAUUUUGCGCAGAUAUGAAAGGUGAAAGUGAUUUCCAGACUGUGAAGGACAUAGUUUUGGACUGUCUCCUGGAUUUUUUACCGGACUGUGUGAAUAAAGAGAAAAUUACCCCGUUAACGUUAAAGGAGGCCUAUGUGCAGAAGAUGGUGAAGGUGUGUAAUGACUCAGACCGCUGGAGCCUCAUCUCCCUCUCCAACAACCGGGGGAAGAAUGUGGAGCUGAAGUUUGUGGACUCUCUCCGGCGGCAGUUUGAGUUCAGUGUGGACUCCUUUCAGAUCAAGCUGGACUCCCUGCUGCUGUUCUACGAGUGCUCAGAGAACCCCAUGGCCGAGACCUUCCACCCUACCAUCAUGGGAGAGAGCGUAUAUGGGGACUUCGGCGAGGCCCUGGACCACCUACGUCACAAGAUCAUCUGCACCCGCAACCCGGAGGAGAUCCGAGGCGGGGGUCUGCUGAAGUACUGUCACCUGCUGGUGAGGGGUUUCCGUGCUGCCUCUGAGUCAGAGAUGAAGUCCCUGCAGCGCUACAUGUGCUCACGGUUCUUCAUUGACUUCCCUGACAUCGGUGAGCAGCAGCGCAAGCUGGAGUCAUACCUUCAAAACCACUUUGUGGGCCUGGAGGACCGCAAGUACGACUACCUGAUGACCCUCCACGGGGUGGUCAACGAGAGUACGGUGUGUCUGAUGGGACACGAGAGGCGGCAGACCUUAGGGCUGAUAGCCAUGCUGGCAGUGCGAGUGCUUGCCGAGCAGAACGUCAUUCCCAACGUGGCUAAUGUUACAUGUUACUACCAACCUGCUCCUUAUGUGGCAGAUGGCAACUUCAGUAACUACUACAUAGCACAGGUACAGCCGGUGUUUGCUUGCCAGCAGCCUGCGUACUCCACCUGGCUUCCCUGUAACUGAGACAGCCCUGAGGAGAGGAGGAGGGAGAGAGUGUGAUUUGUUUAAACAGGAUCAAGCAGCAUAUUCGCUGCCUCAAACCUGCCCAGUGUUUGACAGCUGACAGAAAAAGGAGUCAUCUUUUUAAUGUUUUGCAUCAAAGCUUGUGUUUUUGUUCAUACGUUGAGUAUGAAUGCUAAAUAAAGAACAGUUGGCUUUCGAUUCAAGUACGUAUUUCAAUGUGAAUAUCUCACAUUUCUUGAAACACAGACAUCACCUGAUCCUACCCAGGCCAAUUAGGUCUGGAAAGGACUAUUUUGGGUAGCUCGGAAGUAAUGGCUAAAUGCAAAUAUGUGACAGCCUUUAAUGCAAGCAGCAGAACUGACAUCGAGACUGAUUGGAUCUGUCGAGAACUGAUUAGCCGGCAGGUUCCAUCAGCAAAGCAAACGGCUGCAUCAGUGUCCUGAAGUUGACAGCUACUCCAGCCCAGCUUUCAGGGGUGUCUUUCUCAGUGCCCACACACACACACACACACACACACACACACACACACACACACACACAUGCUCUGGGUGAAAUCAGAGGUGUGUGCAGGGCUCCAAAACGAGCACCCAGAGUCUGCUUUAUGUCAGAUCAUCUGAGGUGAGAUGCUGUUAAAUUAUUUUGGAUAACAAACUGGUAUCUCUGCCUUGCAUUUGGAUAUAGUUAUGGUUGUUUACAGACCAAAGAUUUUUUUUGAUUGUUUCUAACAUUAAAACCCAAUUUUGGUGGGGGGAAAAAAAUUUAACAAAAUAUGAAGCUAUGUCUAUUUGUAUAUGUGAAUAUAUGUGUGUUUAUAAGUGCCUAUUGCCUCUCGGCGGGCAGAGAAAUCAGUGAGCAGGCCAAAUGACUUUUGUGAAUUAACCCCACUCUAUUUAUCGUCAGGCACACAAGACAAUAGCACCCCAGAGGCUUGUGAAUGUAUACGUGAAAUCAUGCGCAGUCAGUGUUUGUGUUACGUUUGGAUGCAAAAAAAAUAAAAAAUAUAAAAAAUAAAAAAAAGCACCAUGCAGUAAAGUAGCAGUCAAAUGUGCGAUUGAGGGGUUGUUGCAAGAUUCACAUUUCUUGUGUGGAUAUUUGGAAACUCCAGAUUUUAUCUUAUCUUUGAGUGAUGCAAACAUGUCCCCAACUUAAUACUGGUGUUGUUCAGCUGUUUUGACAGAGGUUGGUCAAGCAUUUUCAGAUCAUCAGCAACAAAAGAAAACUUACACACACGCACGCACACACACACACACACACAUACACAGUAUUUCCUGUAUAUUUUGUACAGUGGUGCUUCUUUUUUUUCUCAUCUGAGAAAAAAAACAACAACAUAAAAACAAGUUGACAAAAUGAUAGAUAAGAGACAGAGAGAGGAAGGACUGCCGUCUGACAGAGAGCUGGUGUGUGUGUGUUCCUAUGCUUCCUCCUGCAGUUGAAGGAUAUUUGCCGAGACACCUCAGAUGAUGAGACACUAUUUGCUGUAGCACCCUGGCAGGGAAUUCCUCAGCUGCUGCUGAAGAGCUUGAGUUUAGCUGGGGUUGGGUCUGCAGACGCUCUGUUCAGGGUUCAGAAAAAUGUUGUGCCAAACAUUUUGGUGGCCCCGCUGAUAGCCCUAAAGUUUAAUGAGCCAUUUGUUGAUGUAGACAAAGCUGCCGCGCUAUAGAAAACGAGAGAGAGACAGGAGAGUGGAAAAAAAAAAAGAGAAAAAGGGGAAUGCAGUGGUUAAAAGGCAGGAGGGAAAGUGAGUCAGUCUGGAGAGAUGGGUGCAGCUGGUGAUGGGGUUUAUCUCUCUAGGGCUACCAAGCUUUACUGUACAAACUGUCUCUGUUAAGAUCUGAUUACAACUUAAUGGACAGUGCUGCAGCUUUUCCCUUUUUUUCAGGGAAACCAAAAUAUUCAGUUAUCAGCAUUUGCUCUCUGUUUUAAUAAUCUGAUUGUUGUUUAAAAAGGGUGAAAACUGAAUAAAAUUGAAUGCAUUCACACCAGCUUCAAGUAACUUUAGGUUGCAACUUAUUUGUCAUUUGUAAACGUUGCUUUAAUGAUGCCCAUUGAUGGUUAUUAUGCUUCAAUCCACAUCCGUUUUAAAGAACUGUAUAUAUAUGAUUACAUGCCUCAGCUUUGCCAACACUCUUUAUCUUUGCAAACUAUCCUGUAGCCUUUUCCUUAAUGGCAAAAAUGCUGAUUUUAAGCAUAAAGACGUGGGUUAGGCCCCACAACCAGCAUCGACUCAACUCUGUGACACAAGGAGAAAUUCUCUCGCUGAAAAAGCAUUUCUCUCUCGCCCUCUGUCUGGCGAUCCAUACCUGCUCUGUUCAGUCGUUUCUCCUUCUCAAUGACUGUCCACGUCGACGGUAUCAUUUGGAUUGUGCAGGCAAUGUAUUGUCACUUGAUACUCAGUGAAGUCCUAACAGCUGACUAGCUAGCUAGCUCCAGUCUGCCUGUCAGUUAGUGAUUGUGCCUGUCAGUUAGAGAUUGUGGGUUACUGCAUUGUCUUGUAUGAGUUAUCUCAAAUAUCUGUUUCUGUUCAUGCAGUCUUUUACAAAUCACACUUUGAAAAAGAAAAGAAAAAGAUCUUUGUCUUGUAUGUAUAUUUUUUAUGAUUGUUAUUUUUAUAAAUGUAUCAGACACUGCAGAUGUUGCAGUGCUUUUGAAUCUGUGAUUGGGCUUCAAAGGAUAUGUUCUCAAUAGCUUUUUUGCUAUAUUAUGUUAUGUGUCCAAUGGGUCAAAAGGUUAAAGAUGUUUUCAUCAAUAAAAUAUCUGAAAACCAGA
Seriola aureovittata is the source of this 4842-nucleotide messenger RNA. It is a transcript of the gene tent5aa, whose product is annotated as terminal nucleotidyltransferase 5Aa. The transcript is spliced from 2 exons. The record is from RefSeq and is a predicted model, not a curated record. The coding region runs from base 871 to 2076 and encodes 401 amino acids. Gene Ontology annotation, molecular function: RNA binding; poly(A) RNA polymerase activity. Lineage: Eukaryota; Metazoa; Chordata; Actinopteri; Carangiformes; Carangidae. Gene Ontology annotation, biological process: mRNA stabilization.